AUGCUUCACAACGCCACCAUCCCUCUGUCGGUGGAUUUCAACACUCCGGGGGACUUCCUCAUCUUCAUCUUCCACAUUCUGUUCGCCACAAGCGCCGUGCUCGUUGCCGGCUCGGUGAUCAUCGGUAUAUCCUUCACCCGGUCUCUGCGAGUCCAGAACCGUUUCAUAUUUAUGCUGAACACUAGCAUCAGUGACACUCUGACCGGCUUUUCGGUGUAUUAUCUCGGCCUCUUUGACGUUCAAGAAGGCUAUCCCUCAAGAAACGGGACAUAUUACAUUUUACCCUCAUUUCUAGGUGUCAAUGUGUUAACCUUUCUCUUCGCUCAGUUUGAUCGCUACUUAGCUGUGUGCCAUCCAUUCUUCUACAACCGCUACAUCACAAGGUCUUUUGUCAUAGGGGUUUGCGCGUUUUGCUGGAUUUACACGUACACUAUCCUCACUGUGCAGAAUAUGGUGCCUAUUUCAAAGGCAGCUCAAAUAAACGCGUUUGGUGUUAUGACUCUGCAGAUUAUAGUUCUUGUUAAAGUGUUGAUGACGAUUAAACUUUACAUCAUAGCCAGGAGUCACCUAGCGAGAGAGGCGCCCAGUGCAGAGAGAGACAACAAAAAGGAGUCGCUACGCAUUAUUGUGUUUGUGGUUAUGUGCUUCUUGGCUUUGUGGUGUCCAUCCUUUGUCAAUAUUAUUGUCAGACAGUUGACUAGACAGGGUCUGAGGUUUAGGAAUGAAGCCACUAACCUGUUCGCCAUCAUGGCACGCCUGAACGCCCUGGUCACCCCGACUCUGUACAUCUGGGGCAGUCCGGCGCUGCGCGAGGCCGUGUGGAGAACAGUGUGGCGGUGGGUCUGUCCCAGACGGAGGAUCAGGUAA
Messenger RNA from Scomber japonicus (chub mackerel), 867 nucleotides. RefSeq names its product C5a anaphylatoxin chemotactic receptor 1-like. Gene Ontology annotation, molecular function: G protein-coupled receptor activity. NCBI's taxonomy places the organism in Eukaryota, Metazoa, Chordata, Actinopteri, Scombriformes, Scombridae. The coding region runs from base 1 to 867 and encodes 288 amino acids. Gene Ontology annotation, biological process: G protein-coupled receptor signaling pathway. Gene Ontology annotation, cellular component: membrane. The transcript has a single exon. The record is from RefSeq and is a predicted model, not a curated record.